GUUUAGCCUCUCCGUGCUUUUGAGUCAAUCACCAUCGGAGCUCCGGUUGUUAUCAAAGUAGUACUCUUGAAAGAGGGGUUUCCCCCUCAAUUGCUUAUUGCAGUUGUCACCAUUUCACUCUUGUCCAUCUCGUGCGGCCUGACUUGUUCAUCAGCACUGUUACUCUACUAUCAUCGUCUUUCACAAUGUCAAAACAUUCAAAGUUCACUCCUGAGUUAUUGAUCACCGCCCCAAGGCCAUCAUCAGCAGUACCGAACGAUGAGGGAAAAGUGGCGAUCUAUACUGUCUCAACAUACGAUCUUGACACCCACGCAGAAUUCUCUGAGGUCAAGCUGCUCAACUUAGAAACCGGCGAGUCCACUCGGUACACCAAUGAUCCCAAGGAGUCUUCGUUUCGCUGGCUGUCCGGUUCGUCACUUCUUUGGCAAAGAGAGGGCAAAAACAACACCGAAUUAUGGAUUGGCGAUGCCUACCACAACACCCGACCAUAUUUGGCUGGUACUAUUGACGCUAAACCAGGGAACUUGAAGACCAAAUCAUUGGACAACGGUGACAUAGCACUGGUCUUCACAGCACCCGCAGAUGCCGAACAGAAUCUGUACAACAUCCUCAAAGCAGACAAGACUCAUACGACCGCCCGGGAAUGGACUCAUAGUCGUCCCAAAAGAUGGGACUCGUAUGUUGACCAAUAUAGAUCGGUUAUUUGGUAUACAGUCCUGAAGCUUGACUUGGAUUCCGGACAGUGGCAGCUUUCUACUAAAGGCCCCGUCAAUGCUCUACGAGGAACAGGCCUAGUGAUACCCCUUUACUCCAACUCACAAAGCUCUCCGGAUCUCGACAUCUCAUCUUAUGGGAUUGUCUUUGCAACAGCAGAUCCAGUGGAUAUGGAAUGGAGACGAUCGCAAAGCUGCUUAUAUUUUCUUCCAUUGUCAACAUUCGAGGAGACCGACUUACCUGCGCUGAAGAAAAUAAAGGUUCCCGAUCAUGCAGAUAUCGUAGCAGCCCCGAGGUUUGCGCCUCGGGACCCAGUGAUCGCUUUUCUAGUUGACCAGGACAGCGAGGAGUGGUCGCAAAAGAGCAUUGUCUUGCUAAACACAGAGACGUUGAGUAUAGUAUCAAUCCUUCGGACGGUAAGUUCAUUCGGUCAGAGUCAGAACUGGGAUGUCUUCCCAGAUGACAUUCUGUGGGCAAAUGACGGCGCGUCUUUGUAUCUGACUGCGAACCAUCAAGCAAAAACUCGUGUGUUCCUAGUGCUUCUCCCGACCACUACUGUUCAAGACAGAGCACAGAGUGUGGAACCAGUUGCUUUAGAGAUCCCUGGCUCCGUCUCAUCACUGUAUCAGCUGGGUCGGAGUUCCUCGGAGAUCCGAUUACUGGCCACCUCUUCAUCAUUCAUAGAUCAGGGAUUGUUCACAAUUGUCACUCCUCCUGUAGACAAUGAACCUGCAUCUCAGAGCAGCCGAGUCAUCCACUCGUCCUCCUCUCACGGAGCCUAUUUCGGAAUUUCGGACAAACAAGUUGAAUCGAUAACAUUUCCUGGCGGCCCAGAUGGCAGGACCCCAGUGCAGUGCUGGAUCGUAAAGCCAUCUUGGUACGAGGGCACGUCGGUUGAAAAGCAUGCUCUAUUCAUCUUUAUGCACGGCGGGCCCCAUUCCGCUAACAAGGACGCCUGGACCUGGCGCUGGAAUGCAGUCCUCCUAGCGGAACAAGGGUACAUCGUUGCAAUCCCCAACUUCACUGGAUCCGACUCGUUCGGGGGCGAAUUUGCACGAGCAGUCGCACUGCAGUGGGGAGGACACCCUUACCACGAUGUCGAGCGCUGUUUCAACUGGAUCGAACAAAACCUGUCGACCAAGUGCGAUGUUGAUAGAGCCGUAGCCGCGGGCGGAAGCUAUGGGGGAUAUCUGGCGCUAUUCUUGGCAGGACAGCCUCUCGCCAAGCGGCUCAGAGCUCUGGUCAGCCACGACGGCAUCUUCGACGUUGUUUCCGAGCUUCUGAGUGAUGAUCUGGGUCAGGUGCAAGAGCUGACGCGCUCCUUCGGUUCGCCAUACUUCUCCAGUGCCCCGAAUGCUGGCCGUGACGAACCCAGCGUAAAGGAGAUCUGGCGACGGUAUAACCCAGCCGAAUAUCUCAGUAAUUGGUCAACACCAUUGCUUCUGAUCCAUUCGGAUCGAGAUUUCCGGUGCCCUAUUACGGCUGCAUCGGCCGCUUAUACCGUUUGUCGAAUGAAAGGGAUAGAUACACGGUAUUUAAAUUUUCCGGAUGAGAACCAUUUUGUCCUGGGGAGGGAGAACAGUUUGGUCUGGUAUCAGAAUGUGAUUGGAUGGUGCAACAAAUAUGUGGGAAUGGAGGAUGGGUUGGCGUUGCAGCCAGCUCGCAAUGAGCCACAGUGGCUGGGGAGAAGGGAAGAGGGGAGAGUACUGGAUGUUGAUGCCUAGAGGCAUGAUUCAUGUAUUUUGUUUUCCCUUCUUGGUUGCAAUCUUCUACUAGUACCGAGUAAGUACCGAGUACAGGUAUGUGUUCAGUUGGCCUGAGGCAUCAAUAAGACCGAUUGACCGACUGACCGACUGACCGACUGACCGCUUACCCGCGGAAGCAACAAAGCAAAGUUGAACGCGGGUUAUGACGCCAUGGCCCAGCAGGGCGUAGUGCGAUCGCUCCAUGUGAUCACCGGCGAGACUUAGCUGCAUGUCCGACACCACUGGCUAU
Messenger RNA from Aspergillus costaricaensis CBS 115574, 2709 nucleotides. RefSeq names its product alpha/beta hydrolase family protein. Lineage: Eukaryota; Fungi; Ascomycota; Eurotiomycetes; Eurotiales; Aspergillaceae. Gene Ontology annotation, molecular function: serine-type endopeptidase activity. Bases 186 to 2438 code for a protein of 750 amino acids. Gene Ontology annotation, biological process: proteolysis. The record is from RefSeq and is a predicted model, not a curated record. The transcript has 3 exons.